ACAAUACAGCUCUGGAAAAAAUUAAGAGACCACUGCACCUUUUUCUUUCCUGUUUUGUAGUUAAAAUAUAAAUACAAAAGAAAUGUAGUGCAGUUUAGUAGCCAUGUUUGAGUUCUCCCUAAAAAGUGCUACUGAAUUACUGCUCAUCUUCACUGGUUUUUCAGCUGCUAUCUUUACGAGAAAUGUAAUAAACGAUUUAAAUGUUUACAUUCAUUCAUGUCAGCAGAUAUUCUUAUCCAGUACGAUCAUAUGGAGUGUAUACAUUUUCAUACUUUUUCGUACUGGUCCCCUAUGGGAAUUAAACUUACAACCCUGGUGUUGUAAGCGCCAUUCUAUAACAACUGACCCUAACAUAAACCAGUGAUUUGUGUAGUAAUUUAAGUAGUUAUGAGAGAUGACUACUAAAUUGAGUAAUUUUACUUGGGAACACAAUAUACACGGUUUUCCAGCAGUAUAAAAAGGCACCCACGGAGUUCCAUCAGAGACAUGAUUGCACUUACGUUAGGGGUAAGGGGCUGGUUGCCGUUUCAAAUAAUUUUAUCCAGAGUUUAAAAUCGAUUGCUUUUCCUAACUCACUCAAUUGUUCGAUUGGAAAGGCCUGAGUAUGUUACAACAUUUAGAGGGACAUGGCGGAAGGAACCGUGGAGCAGGCUAUUGAUGGCGAGCAAGAAGAAUCAUAUUUUUACCGGGAAAGGAUGAAAUGUACACCAGAAGAGGAGACAAGACUCGAAAGGCAACACUUUUGGAAAGUGAUCGAUGCGUUUAGAUAUUACAGGAUGCAUGUUCAGGAGCGGGUAAAUCGAGCGGAGCGCCAGUUCCGGAGCCUUCCGGAGCACCACCAGCAGCUGCUGCCGGGAGUCCUGCCCAACCUGUCCCGUAUCCGUCGCAGUGUGGACCACAACCAGGAGGUGCUGCAGGCCAUUGUGCUUAACUCGGUCCACAUGUUUGAGAACAUGGAGUAUGGUGAAGAGGAUGACCUGAGAAAGGUGCGACCCUCCUCCACAUUUGACAUGGACAAGCUCAAGUCUACCAUAAAGCAGUUCGUACGGGACUGGAGUGAGGCAGGCCAGGCGGAGAGAGACUCCUGCUACAUGCCCCUCAUCCAGGAGAUCCAGAGACUCUUUCCCAGAGAUAAGUGCGAUGUGUCAAAGGUGAGUGUGCUGGUUCCGGGGGCAGGGCUCGGUCGCCUGGCGUGGGAAAUUGCUCGUUUGGGCUACGCAUGUCAAGGCAAUGAAUGGAGCUUCUUCAUGCUAUUCUCUUCCAAUUUUGUCCUCAACAGGUGUGAAAAGGUCAACUCCAUGACCCUGUACCCCUGGAUCCAUCAGUUCAGCAAUAAUAAGAGGUCAUCUGACCAGACUAGGUCAAUCAGCUUCCCAGACGUUAACCCACAGAGCCUACCUCCAAAUUCGGACUUUUCCAUGGUGGCCGGGGAUUUCCAGGAGGUCUACACAGAGCCUAACACUUGGGACUGUGUGGUUACCUGCUUCUUCAUUGAUACGGCGCACAAUGUCAUUGACUACGUGGAGACCAUCUGGAACAUUCUCAAACCUGGAGGAGUGUGGAUUAACCUUGGGCCACUGCUGUAUCACUUUGAGAACAUGGCUAAUGAGCUCUCGAUCGAACUCAGUUAUGAGGACGUCAGGGCGGCCAUUUUAAAAUAUGGAUUCCAAUUGGAGGUGGAGAGAGAGUCUGUCCCCACCACCUACACAGAGAACGAUCGGUCCAUGCUGAAGUACUUGUAUGACUGUGUUUUCUUUGUGGCACGGAAACCCGACCAUUUGUAUGCCAAUGGGCUCCAGGUUGUCCACGACAAUAGACCGGAGCUGUCACCGCGGCAGGAGAGCUGCAACAGUCUGACGUGACACUGGCUGUCAUGAACUGAGCCACGAAUGAAAAACGUUACUCGCCGGCCUUUGAGAGCAUUUCAAAAAGAGAAAUACGAUGACAGAGAAGACAAUGGACAGGUUUACUUUCAUGUUUCUUUUUUCUGUUCUCUCAUCGCCGGAACCUCUGUUUCCCCCAAGCCUAUGAGAUUGUGACAGCCACUUAAAAUGGACUGAAGUGACAAUCUCCUAUCGCCGAACUGUUUGAGUCAUCAGUUACAGAGGCACGGUUACGCCUUUGGUCUUCAUGGUGAUCUGAUGUGGUUGCAUGUGUGCCGGAGACCUGCCUCUACAUGUUCCCAAUGUAUUUAUUUUGGAAAACUGUUCUACCAAUUCUUUCUAUUUCAAGUCUUCUCUCACUUAGUCAUUUAUUGGCGUGUCAGGAGCCGGGAGUACUAAGGGUGGACAAACAUUUUCUGAUUGGACACAGAUUUUGAGCAUUACACUCUGGAUCUAGCUAUGUCCUUAAACUCAAAACAAUAAUAAAUGUGUAAUUGAUGGAGCUGGAUUAAAAUGUCAUUAUUGUUCCUAAUGCCAUUCAAUGUAAAACGGCAUUCCAUAGUGUGAUCCAG
Molecule: messenger RNA, 2455 nt
Organism: Esox lucius (northern pike)
Lineage: Eukaryota; Metazoa; Chordata; Actinopteri; Esociformes; Esocidae
Gene: carnmt1
Product: carnosine N-methyltransferase 1
Exons: 8
Coding region: 627-1862 (411 amino acids)
Molecular function (GO): S-adenosylmethionine-dependent methyltransferase activity
Source: RefSeq, a predicted model, not a curated record